AACGUAAGGGGUGGGGAAACCCAGCUAAUGGAGGAAGUGCGUCUGCGAGCUGCAGCUGGGACACACAGAGGUAGAUUUCAGGGUGUUAUUUACAGUGAACACACUCUGUGCAUACGUAUUAGACUCAUCACAAACGCUGAGAUAAGGUAGUGCUGACAGUCCCAAGAUCAAAAAGGUUGAUAUUAUCUCAUUGGAGGUAAAGGACUUUGUUUAAUACUUGCCUCAGAAAGGCCUGUGCUGGGGAUGUAACUGGCUAGCUCGCUGGCUAGUUAUAAAGCUAGCUGGCUAGCUAACAACUCAGAAGUGUCAAGUAGCUGACCACGGAGAUUAUUGUGAAUUGGUGAAGAAACUAAUGCAUCUCCACAUCAUCCUCAUGCACUGCCAGUAGACAAAGAGAGACUUGGAGCCCAGAGUGUGUGUUGCAUGCCUGAAAAGUAGAGUUUAGUUGCUGGGGAGGGAGUUGGUUGUCUCCCCCAAGUGAAGAUAUCUCCACCCUGGUCAUGAUGGGCCCGCGGCGGAAGGCCACCAAGACUCAGAACUUGGAUGAGGGUCUGCAUGACCCUCUGAUUCAGGCCGAGCCCAAGGACUACAUGAAUGAGCUCUCGCAUGAAGUACUCUGCCACAUAUUCAGGUAUUUGCCCAUGCAAGAUAUCAUGUGCAUGGAGUGUUUGUCCCGAAAGCUUCGGGAAGCGGUGACCCUGUACUUGCGUGUGGUGAAGGUGGUAGACCUGUGUGCAAGUCGCUGGUGGGAGUACAUGCCCUCAGGAUUUACAGACUCCAGUUUCCUCAUGUUGCUGAAGAAGAUGCCGGACUUAGAGCAGCUGUAUGGGCUGCACCCACGCUACCUGGAGCGGCGGAGAGUCCGGGGCUACGAGGCCUUCAGCAUCCCGGGGGUUCUAGAAGCCCUGCAGGCCUGCCCCAAUCUGAUAGGAGUUGAAACGUCUCACUUGGAGCUCGUGGAGGCCAUCUGGAACUACAUGCCUCAGGUCCACAUCCUGGGAAAGUUUCGCAACCGCAACGGAGCCUUCCCCAUCCCCCCCGAGAACAAGCUCACCAUUCCAGCCGCCGCCAAAAUCCAAACCCUGCACCUUGUCGGGGUGAACGUGCCAGAGAUCCCCUGUGUGUCCAUGUUGAGACACCUCUACCUGAAGUGGGUGCGCCUCACCAAGCCUCAGCCUUUCAAAGACUUCCUGUGUGUGAGCCUGCGCACGUUCGUCAUGAGGAACUGCGCCGGCCCCACCAACUCCCUGAAGUACGUUCCCUUGGUGACGGGCCUGGCGUCGGCCCGCAACCUGGAGCACCUGGAGCUGGUGAGGGUGCCCUUCCUCGGGGGACUCAUCCAGCACGUGGUGGAGGACAGCUGGAGGUCAGGAGGGUUUCGUAAUUUGCACACCAUAGUAUUUGGAGCCUGUAAGAAUGCACUUGAAGUCGACCUGGGCUACCUCAUCAUCACCGCUGCACGCCGGCUGCAUGAAGUUCGAAUCCAACCCUCCCUAACCAAAGAUGGAGUGUUCUCCGCACUGAAGAUGGCCGAACUGGAGUUCCCCCAGUUUGAGACUUUGCACCUUGGAUAUGUGGACGAGUUCCUGUUGCAAUGUAAAAUGAGCCACAGUGAGUUGGUGAAGUACGGCCUGGCUGAUGUGAUCGAGAACCCAGGCAUAAUCACAGACAUCGGAAUGAAAGCCGUCAAUGAGGUGUUUACCUCCAUAAAGUACCUGGUCAUCUACAACUGCCCCCAUCUACAUAACCCUCACAACUGGAUCACAGACCACUCCCGCUGGAGUCGACUAGUGGACCUGACGCUGGUGCGGUGUCACGCGGUCAAGCUGGACUCGUUCUGUCAGUUCAUCGAGAUGUUGCCCAGCCUGGAGUUCAUCUCCCUGGACCAGAUGUUCCGUGAGCCGCCCAAGGGCUGUGCGCGUGUGGGUCUGAGUGCGGGCACUGGCAUCGGUGUCUCGUCGGCACUUGUGAGCAACCAGAACUCCAACAAUGACAACGACAACAACAACAAUAACAACAAUCACCAAAACAACAACAACAACAACAACGAUGCCAACAUUCCACCGCACAACGGCGAGGAAGCGGCGCCCCUUCCUCAGCAGCAGCCGCCGCCGCGUCGACCUGAGGACCUCCGUGGCAUGGACGGGGUGGUGGUGCAGGAGAACGCUGCACCCGACCCAGUGGUGAUGGAGGUCGCUGAUGCAGCGGAGCAGAGCUCUUCCGGGCGCAGCCAGGCCGCUCGCCCUGCAGGGGGCGACGAGGAGCAAGCAGGUCCCAGUGGGAUGGCGUCUUCAGUGAAGAAGCAGCCCGUGGAGGUGCUGGACUCGGACAGCGAGGAUGAGGAGGAGCAGGAGAAGGCUCGGGUGCAGGCUCCGCCUCCUGGCCCGUCGAGACCCUCCUACGCCGAGCCGGACAGCAGCAGGCCAAAGAGCUCCACCCCAGACGCCCCAGCCCCCCUCAGCAGUAAAGGAAAGACGCCUCUGCGCCGGCGAGGCCCGCCUCCUCAGGAGCCCAGCUGUGAGAAGGGUUGCCAGGUGACCAGCGAGCAGAUCAAAGCGGACAUGAAGGCCGCCACGGAGGCCCCGGAGCGGAACACGGGGGGCGCCGGCCAGGUGCCGGGUGCAGGGGCCUACGUGGGUUCCAUCCGCUGGAGGGAAGACGCCGACAGUCAGGACGAGGCGCGGCAGGGCGGGAGCCCGGAGGAGGGCGGCCAGGCGAGGGCGGACGGGCCAGCGGAUCAGGGCGCUGGCAGGACGGGCGGCAGGCACACGGGAGGAGGCGUGUCCCUAGCGUCAGACGACCUGGACGAGGAGGAGCGGCUGCACAGGUUCCUGGGCGGGGGGCCCCGGCGACCAAUCACGCGCUCCCGCAGCCGGCUCUCCGCAGUACCCCUGGUGUCAGAGUCAGAGCUAUCGAAACCAAAGGCUCGGGUCACCGUCAAGAGGAAACGCACAGCAGACAAGUCCACCAGCACCAGCGACCCGGUGACCGAAGACGACCACGUGCAGGUGCUCACACUAAAGUCCAAAAACCUGGUUGGAAUAACCCUCACUAACUGUGGGAUCACGGACCUGGUGCUCCGAGACUGCCCCAAGAUGAUGUUUGUGCACGCCACCCGCUGCCGAGUGCUGAAGCACCUGAAGGUGGAGAACGCCCCCAUCGUGAACCGCUUCGACUACGCUCAGUGCAAGAAGCUGGACAUGGAGCAGGUCCUGGAUCAGAUCCUACGCAUGCCUCCGGAACGGAACCGCAUCAUAUACAUGAGACCCAUGCAGCAGAUCAACUCCCUGGCCCUGGAGAAGAUGCUGUUCAGCGGGCCGUACCCCUACCACAUCGCCAUCAUCCACGAGUUCAGCAACCCGCCCAACGUCAGGAACAAGGUGCGCGUGCGGAGCUGGAUGGACACCAUCGCCAACAUCAGCCAGGAACUCAUCAAGUACGAGUUUUUCCCGGAGGCCACGCGGACGGAAGAGGAUGUGAAGAAGUAUCCCAACUACCCCUGGGGAAGAGACAUCUACACCUUGGAGGGUGCAGUGGACGGAGCCCCUUACACCAUGAUCACUGACUUUCCGUGGCUCAGGACGUUGCGUGCAGCAGAGCCCAACAGCUAUGCACGCUAUGACUUUGAAGAUGAUGAAAGCACCACCAUCUAUGCGCCGCGGCGUAAAGGCCAGCUGUCGGCCGACAUCUGCAUGGAGACCAUCGGCGAGGAGAUCUCGGAGCGUCGGCAGGCACGGCGCGGCGUCUUCCAGCGUCUGGUGGUGGUCUUCAUCCACUACUGCGACGCCCGCGGCCAGCCCGUCGAUGACGACUACAUCUAGUGCCUCGUCUCUCCUGCCCUGCCCCGCCCCGCCCCGCCCCGCCCUGCACGGGGGUGAGGUGGGGGUGGGGUGGGGGUGGCGCACAGAGACUCAUUUAAAGAGGAAGGUGGUGAAGAGGAGGAGAAAGGGCUUUGAACCCACCUGCUCCACACCAGCCCCCUCCCCGAUCACCCCCCACAGGCUGGGCUGGAGGCUGGAGUCUGCAGCCUACGGGGGUGAGGGUGCUGGGGGACCUUUGACCUUUAGUGCAAGAGCAUAGAACAUGAUGCCCUCGUCUCUCCACAAGCACCCUGACUAGAUGACUGAAGGGGAGAGAGAAUGAGAGAGAGAGAGAAUGAAAGAAAAAGGGAGAAUGAAAGAAAGAGUGGCUGUCUUUAAAGAAGAAGUAUGCUUGUUGUCAAGCUUGAGUUUCAGGCUUUCCCUCAGUUUCUUUUCAGGUGUUGUGUCAUGUGUGAGUUCCUCCCCAGGAGUCCUGUACUGCUCUUCUGCAGGAGGAGGAGGAAGAGGAGAUGAUGAUGAUGAUGUUGUAGUAGAGUCGCCUUACGUUGCUGCUUCCAAGGUGCAGGAGCGCUCCCCAGCGAGCAGAGUGCACACUAUGGGUCUCCAUUGGUGAGCAGAGCAGAGUGCACACUAUGGGUCUCCAUU
Messenger RNA from Clupea harengus (Atlantic herring), 4466 nucleotides. It is a transcript of the gene fbxo38, whose product is annotated as F-box protein 38. Gene Ontology annotation, biological process: protein K48-linked ubiquitination; SCF-dependent proteasomal ubiquitin-dependent protein catabolic process. The record is from RefSeq and is a predicted model, not a curated record. Lineage: Eukaryota; Metazoa; Chordata; Actinopteri; Clupeiformes; Clupeidae. Gene Ontology annotation, molecular function: protein binding. Gene Ontology annotation, cellular component: cytoplasm; nucleus.